AUGGAUCUUUAUCUGUAUAUUAGUAAUAUCUUAGUUCUUAAGGAAGGAACAAGUGAUUCGCAAGGAAAAGGCCAAUUAUUAUCUAAUAUCAAUGCUGUUCUUGCUAUUCAAACUGCUAUUUCUACGACAUUGGGUCCUCUUGGUGCAGAUAAGCUGAUUGUAGAUAGUAAAGGUCAAAUAGUCAUUUCUAAUGAUGGGGCGACAAUUAUGAAAUUGUUGGAUAUUGUACAUCCAGCAACGAGAAUUCUUGUUGACAUUGCUCGAAGUCAGGAUGCAGAAGUAGGUGAUGGGACUACUUCUGUGGUAAUGCUUGCUGGUGAGCUUUUAAAAGAAGCAAAGGCAUAUAUAGAGGAAGGUGUGAGUCCUAAUAUUAUUUCUUUGGGUUAUAGAAAAGCAUGUCAGCUUGCAGUUGAUAAAAUAAAAGAAAUUUCGGUUAAUAUAGAAAAGUCUGAUAAAGAAAAGUUCCGUGAGUAUCUUGUAAAGUGUGCAAUUACAUCAAUGUCUUCCAAGCUUAUUCGUUCUCAUGAAGAUAUUUUUGCCAAAAUGGUUGUAGAUGCUGUUUUAACACUUGAUGAAGAGCUUAAUGAAAAGUUGAUUGGUAUUAAAAAAGUUCUUGGUGGUGCUGUUGAGGAUUCUUUAUUAAUUCAUGGAGUGGCUUUUAAAAAAACGUUUUCUUAUGCAGGAUUUGAACAACAACGAAAAUUAUAUAAAAACCCUAAAAUAGUGUGUUUGAAUGUAGAACUUGAACUUAAAGCUGAGAAAGAUAAUGCAGAAGUUAGGGUGGAAGAAGUCUCGGAAUAUCAAGCUAUUGUGGAUGCUGAAUGGAGGAUUAUAUUUGAAAAAUUAGAAGCAUUGGUUAAUACUGGUGCUAAAAUUGUAUUAUCGAAAUUACCUAUAGGAGAUUUAGCAACUCAAUAUUUUGCUGAUCAUGAUGUUUUUUGUGCAGGGAGAGUUGCGUCUGAUGAUUUGAAUAGAGUCGUAAUGGCAGUUGGUGGUUCUAUUCAGUCUACAUGCUUUAAUAUUCAACCGCAUCAUCUUGGAACAUGUUCAAGUUUUGAAGAAAGGCAGAUUGGUGGUGAACGGUUUAAUAUAUUUGAAGGAUGUCCUGGGGCUAAAUCCUGUACUAUAAUCCUUCGUGGGGGUGCUGAGCAAUUUAUUGCUGAAGUUGAAAGAUCACUCCAUGAUGCUAUUAUGGUUGUUCGGCGAACAAUUAAGAAUAGUUCUAUUGUGGCAGGCGGAGGUGCAUGUGAGAUGGAAGUUUCUAAAUAUUUGCGGGAGUAUUCUCGGACUAUUGUUGGCAAACAACAGUUUAUUAUUUUGUCUUUUGCAAAAGCGUUGGAAGUAAUUCCACGACAAUUAUGUGAUAAUGCGGGUCUUGAUUCAACUGAUAUUUUAAGCAAUCUACGAAUGCUUCAUGCAAGAGGUGAAAUAUGGGCAGGAGUUUCUGUCAAGUCUGAAGGAGUUGCCGAUAAUUUUCAAGAAUUCAUAUGGGAACCUGGCUCUGUGAAAACAAAUGCUAUUUUAUCCGCCACUGAAGCAGCUACUCUUAUUUUAUCAGUUGAUGAGACAAUAAAAAAUGAGCCCAGUCAACAGGUAGAUUAUAUAUAA
Messenger RNA from Pneumocystis jirovecii RU7, 1608 nucleotides. Its product is annotated as T-complex protein 1, eta subunit. Lineage: Eukaryota; Fungi; Ascomycota; Pneumocystomycetes; Pneumocystales; Pneumocystaceae. The transcript is spliced from 7 exons. Gene Ontology annotation, biological process: protein folding. Bases 1 to 1608 code for a protein of 535 amino acids. The record is from RefSeq and is a predicted model, not a curated record. Gene Ontology annotation, cellular component: chaperonin-containing T-complex. Gene Ontology annotation, molecular function: ATP binding; ATP-dependent protein folding chaperone; ATP hydrolysis activity.